Messenger RNA from Triticum urartu, 1094 nucleotides. RefSeq names its product putative ATP synthase protein YMF19. The record is from RefSeq and is a predicted model, not a curated record. Gene Ontology annotation, cellular component: membrane; mitochondrion. Lineage: Eukaryota; Viridiplantae; Streptophyta; Magnoliopsida; Poales; Poaceae.
CCAAUCUAGCGAAGCGGUUUCGCCGCGCUGAGCUCGGUGAACCAGAUUCUCCCGACCCCGAUGCGCCUGCGGAAGAGCAGGAGGCUCAUUCCACGGGAUCCCCUGAAAGCACAAAAGCAAAUGAUGGGGCGAACGAGGCAGGCCCGUCUUCUUCGAGGAAGCGUAAAAGGUAGGAUGAUGAUUCAGGGUCUGAAGAUGACGAUUCGGGGGGACCCGGGGAAUCUCCAGAUCCAGUGGAAAUCGUUUACGAAGGGGAUGCACAAGGGUACAACUGGGAGGGGGAUUAGGUUGGCCGCCAACUUCGCCUGCCUUUCUAUCUGAGUUCUUCCCUCUUGAUGCUUUCGAACGACUCCUAAAUUUCACAAAAUCCUUUUUUUUCUUUCUUAUUUGAAAUCCAAAUCGAAAUGCCUCAACUUGAUAAAUUAACUUAUUUCUCACAAUUCUUCUGGUUAUGUCUUCUCCUCUUUACUUUUUAUAUUCUCUUAUUUAAUAAUAAUAAUGGAAUACUUGGAAUUAGUAGAAUUCUCAAACUACGGAACCAACUGCUUUCGCACCGGGGGGGCGAGAUCCGGAGCAAGGACCCUAAGAAUCUGGAAGAUAUCUCGAGAAAAGGUUUUAGCACCGGUCUCUCAUAUAUGUACUCCAGUUUAUCCGAAGUAUCCCAAUGGUGUAAGACCGUCGACUAUUUGGGAAAAAGGAGGAAAAUCACUCUGAUCUCUGAUUUCGGAGAAAUAAGUGGCUCACGAGGAAUGGAGAGACAGAUUCUCUAUUUGAUCUCGAAGUCCUCAUAUAACACUUCUUCCAGUCGGAUCACUUGUUGGAAAAACAUAAUGCUCACACAUGUUCCACACGGGCAAGGAAGCAUAAUAUCAUGAAAGCCGUCUGAUAAUCUUUCUAUAGGUUCCCCGAAGAGAAUGGUCUCAUCACAAAAACACUUUCUAUAUGUUCUGUUAUUUCGAGAUUCGAAGAAGCAAGCAAGUUUUUCAUAUAGUUGUUUUUGUGUAGUGAUCUCUGUUCAUGGAGAUCACGAGGCCACUGAUACCCGAAGUGGUUAGGUGGGAUAGAAGAGAGGGAAAGCGGGCUUCUAUCACAUA